CUCGGUGACAUAAAAGCAUCCCCACACCUGGACCUCGGCACUUUCCCUGCUCGGACACUGACCAAUGAAUGGGCGAUGUAUUUAGGGGGGAUCAUCCGGCCGCGUCUCAACCAGAUUCCCGGGGUCCCAAACCAACGUCGAUACAUUUUGAAGCUCUCAUCCAACUCACUCACCCCUGCCAUCUGUCUCGUUUGUCCUCUUCGUCAUUCAAGACGUUUAAAAGUACGGAUUCUUUCUUCCCCCAGAGCGUCCGAAGUUGAGCAUCGCAAAACACGAAGACGCGAUUUGUGAAGAAUAGAUUUUACUGAGCACGGGUAUUUGGCCUAAUCGUCCCAUGACAAGAGACGGCGAUUUCACAGGCUACCCUCCAUCUGAAGAUUAGAAGAAGAAAAGGAACUGAGACCAUAGGCAGAAAUGGCCAGUGGAAGAUCAACAAUCAUCAGGCCGCCGCCUGAUGACCCCAAUAAGGCCCCAAUUGAAAACGUGUUGGAGGUGACGGAGCUCGGUGUGCUUGGACCGGACAUCUUCACCAACACGCGCCAGCCCUGGCACCCGCCGGGCGCCCGCGGCAUCUUCGGCGGCGCCGUCAUCGCCCAGUGCCUGGCCUCGGCGCAGAAGACGGUCCCCAACGACUUCUUCGUCCACUCGUGCCACUGCUACUUCCUCCUCGCGGGGUCCUCCGAGAUCCCCAUCCUGUUCCACGUCGAGCGGGUGCGCGACGGGCGCUCCUUCGCGACGCGCACGGUGCAGGCCCGCCAGCGGGGGCGGUGCAUCUUCACCACCACCGUCUCCUUCGUCAAGGAGGGCAGCGGCGGCGAGAAGCAGGUCCGCCACGCGGCGCCGCUUCCCGAGGGCGUGACGCCGCCCCCGGCCGACUGGAACGACGAGCCCGAGUGGAACCUGCACUCGCCCUUCCAGACGCACCGCAUCACCCUGGUCGGCGCCAACGACGAGGGCAAGAGGCUCGACGAGAUCAAGAGCCGCAACUGGGUGCGCGCGCGCGGCCGCAUCUCGGUCACCGGCGGCCACCAGGCCCACCUGAACGCGCUGGCCUACAUGUCGGACAGCUACUUCAUCGGCACCGUCGGCCGCAUCCACAAGCUGUGGCGCUUCCCCUUCCGGCCCGAGGAGUUCCCCGACCUGCCGCCCGAGCUGCGGGAGCAGGUCGAGCGGCUCAACGAGUUCGAGGGCAACGGCGAGUCGGGCGGCAUCGAGUACUGGAAGACGCGGCCGCACCUCGGCAUGAUGGUCAGCCUCGACCACUCCAUCUACUUCCACGAGCCGCGCCGCCUGCGCGCCGACGAGUGGAUGUUCACAGAGAUGGAGAGCCCCUGGAGCGGCGACGGCCGCGGCGUCGUGCUGCAGAAGAUCUUUUCGGCGGACGGGACGCUCUUGGCGACCUGCGUCCAGGAGGGCCUUAUCCGACUGAAGCAGGAGGAUGACGAGGAAAAGGAGACAAAGUCCAAGUUGUAGUAGGCGGGGGGGUUCACGCGUGGGCGUGUGUAGAGAUAUGCUUUUGGAUUUGACUACACGGACAAAUGAGGACGCAGCUAGUGAGUGAGUCCUGGACCUGGGUUUUGUAAAUUGUAGAAAAAAACCAAGUCAUGAGACUGGUUAUAGAAAAGGCUUUGACACGAAGGUCCCAAGGGACUCGCGGCAACCCCUCGCCCUUUUUGGAAAGAAAGAUUUGAAGGCCCGCCGGUGUUUGCCUCAUACACGAGCAUAUCAAACCCUUGGAAAGUAUGAAAAAGGAAAGAAUAGAAGAUGCCUCCUUCUCUUCCAACGGCCGCCGAAGCGUCCUCAUGUCCUUGCCCAUCAGAGCCGCGAAGACUGUCAGAGGUCCUAUGUCACUGUCGUUGUUGGCUCCAUUGUUCGGCUGCGGUUUUGGGUCUGCUAUAUUCACAAUACCG
Messenger RNA from Colletotrichum navitas, 1910 nucleotides. RefSeq names its product acyl-CoA thioesterase II. Gene Ontology annotation, cellular component: peroxisomal matrix. Gene Ontology annotation, biological process: acyl-CoA metabolic process; fatty acid catabolic process. Gene Ontology annotation, molecular function: fatty acyl-CoA hydrolase activity. Lineage: Eukaryota; Fungi; Ascomycota; Sordariomycetes; Glomerellales; Glomerellaceae. The record is from RefSeq and is a predicted model, not a curated record. The transcript has 3 exons. Bases 415 to 1473 code for a protein of 352 amino acids.